Molecule: messenger RNA, 528 nt
Organism: Carya illinoinensis
Lineage: Eukaryota; Viridiplantae; Streptophyta; Magnoliopsida; Fagales; Juglandaceae
Exons: 2
Coding region: 39-467 (142 amino acids)
Molecular function (GO): zinc ion binding
Source: RefSeq, a predicted model, not a curated record
ACACAGUUUCAAUCGAGAGUUUUUGUUCUUGAUACGCAAUGUCUUCUUCAUCAAAUUCUUCGAAUUAUGCUUCAAAAUGUUUAUGCGGAGAGAUGGCACGCCUAAAGUUAUCGAAAACACCAAAAAAUCCGAUGCGACCUUUUUAUUCCUGUCCAAAUUAUAAUAGAGAGGGAAGGCCCUACUGCGAGUACUUUUUAUGGGCAGAUAUUGAAGUAGAAAAUGAAGACAAAGUUAUCUGCGAAAGAGAACAUCCCUUCCAAAAGAGAGAUGAAGAACUCCAAAAGAAAGAGAAAAAACUCCAAAAGAAAGAGGAAGAACUCAAACAGUGGGAGGAAUAUCUCCAAAAGUGGGAGGACAAUUUGAAUGAUCGAGACAUAAAUCGUACACGCAUACGAUCCUGCAUGUAUUGGGGACUUGCAAUUCUAAUAUUUUGUUGUUGGAUAGGAUCAAGAAUAGUUACAAAUUAAGUAUCUUUGUAUCAAACUAUGUAAUGUUGUUACGUAGGUUGUAAUAGAUAGGUUUACAACC